Molecule: messenger RNA, 2597 nt
Organism: Pangasianodon hypophthalmus (striped catfish)
Lineage: Eukaryota; Metazoa; Chordata; Actinopteri; Siluriformes; Pangasiidae
Product: CD209 antigen-like
Exons: 5
Coding region: 846-1709 (287 amino acids)
Biological process (GO): biological process involved in interspecies interaction between organisms
Cellular component (GO): external side of plasma membrane
Molecular function (GO): fucose binding; D-mannose binding
Source: RefSeq, a predicted model, not a curated record
UGGACCAGGUACAACACCCUGACUAUAGAGAGAGACAAGUUACGAAACCAGUUGCUGGAUUCACCAGCUCUGUCGCUAAACUAUUUUGAAUGCAAAUGGCCAGAGGCAACAGUGGCAAGGAAAAAAAUCCCUGAGAUGACAGAAACCUUGAGAGGAUCCAGGACUGGCAUUCCAUCCAGUGAUGUUCACUAUAGUCACCCAUUCUCUUUCUAGCUAUAUUAGACACAGAUAAAUUGGUUGGUUACAGGAUCUUAUAGCACAGCACUGCUGAAAUCUUGAUUCUGAUUGGUCAGGAGGUGUUGAUUAAUUUUCUCUGUAGUGCAGCUGCAAAUCACAGUAUAAUGUUGUCAAUUACAGGUUUAAUAUAUAAAUAGAAUUAAUCCAAUGUGUGCAAAAUUCCCAACCCGUGGACAAAAAUAACCAACAAAAGUAGUCCAAUACCACAACUGCCGAAAGCUGUGGAAUUGCCUCAUGCAGUAACACAUUUGUUUGUUUUAGGAUGUCAUUACCAAAUGAGUAUGAAUAUUAAUUAUACAGUGGGAAAAAUAUAAUGUUCUAAAAGUGUUAGGGACGUCCAUCUUAUUUUCAUUCAAACUUUGCUGGAUUUUAUUAUAACACUGAAGUUUAGCAAACAUUUUUUAAUAUCUACACUAAGUUCCAUGCAAGUUUAUUCACAAAAAUCGCAUUCAGUUCCACUGGUGCUUGGUGACUUCCUCAUUUCCUUAUCACACAUUAGUGGUUGCCCUAUUUUACCCGCCACAAUAGGUGAUCCAUGUCAUUACAGCCUACACACCAAUUGGAAGUUAAUAGAUACAAACAGAGGCACUGUACAUCAGUGAUCAGAGAUGUCUGAGCUAGUUUCUGAUUAUGUGAACUACGCUGAAAGGAGAGGAGAACGCAUAGAGAAGGUGGUGGAAAUCUAUGACCUUGCCGAUGCUGGUAGAAGUAAAGAAGACACAGAAGCCACGUGUGUAAAGAAAAGCCUACGGACUGAACACACAGCAGGAUGCACUGCAGGGGGAAGAUGUCACACACUGACAGCAGUGUGUGUGCUGCUGCUGUGUGUUCUCCUGCUGACUGCCGUCACAGUGCUGUGGAUCAAAUUCACCAACCUGAAUACAGAAAACAACCAGCUACAGACCAGAAACACCAACCUGAAUACAGAGAGAGACCAGUUACAGACCAGUUACAACGAUAUGAGAAAUGAGAGAAACCAGUUAAAAUUUCAGAGAGACCUGUUACUGUUUCAGAGAGACCAGUUACUGUUUCAUAGAGACCAGUUACAGCAGGAGGCAUCAGGACUGAAGAACGCGCUUUUAAAACUUGGAUGGAGAUUUUUCAGCUCAAGCAUUUAUUACAUUUUUACUGAAAAGAAGUACUGGGAUGAGAGCAGAAAGUACUGCACAGACAGAGGAGCAGACCUAGUGAUCAUAAACAGCACAGAGGAACAGGAGUUCAUCAGUAAUUAUACUGGCGGUACUGAAGCUUGGAUUGGUCUGACUGACAGAGAGAGAGAGCGGGAAUUUAAAUGGGUGGACGGUAAACCACUGACCACUGCGUUCUGGUGGGACGGGGAACCCAAUGAUUACAACAAUGAGGACUGUGUUAUAACAGGCUAUAAAAAUGCUAAAUCUAACAUAUCGACUUGGGCUGAUUAUCCCUGUAACCACCCUGUAGUCGGGAUUUGUGAGAUGAAAAUAUUUAACUGAGCACAUGGGAGUCAGUCACUGAAAUUGAAAAAAGUUAGAAUUGAUAACUAUGUGAAUCUUUGUUGACUUGUUGACUUUGUGCUUCUUUUCCAUUUAUUCUCACAAUAGCAGCUCUCAAGUUGCUUGAAUGAUUCUGUCUAGCAGUGUUACAGCUUUCAUAGAUUUAAAAUGAAGACAAAACUUAAUUCUGUACUUAAAUACAAUCUGUUUUUGGACUUACAAAGAGCUGGAGCGACAGGCCACGCUCUGAUAAAGAAGAGUAGUCUGUGAGAAAAGUGUUUUUUAGUUGUAUAAAUGACUAAAUGACUUAUUAAAUAUAUAUACUGGCCACUUCUACAUUGCCGUAACUGUGUGUUAUUAUUUUUAGCCAAUGGCACAAAGUGUACAGAAGAUCACAUGACCAUAUGAACCACAUUUUAGGAAUUAAUUUGAUCAUGUUUGGCACAAAUGAGAGUGUUUAUUGUGUUUUGUCUUUACUAUAGAUGAUUUGGUGUAAAAGAGAACUGGAAGUGAGAGAACAGUGCAGAACUGAACAGAGAUUUUCACUGAUUAAGAAGUCACUGAAUAGUAAUCACUUCUGCGUUAGAGGUUACUGAACUCAGUGAUUCCCGUCACUAGAAAACGUAAACCACUAUGUCAUUUUCAAGCUACGUUUGUGAACAAUAAUUACUUUGAAAGUAUCUGAACGUAUCCAUCCCCAGAACAUAUGCUUAUCCAUGCAGAUUAGACGAAGCUCCACAGGAUGAUGAAGUGUGCAUUCAGAGAAACUCUUUUUACCCUUCAGUUAUCUCUGCUGAUGACCUUUUUUACACUAGUUUUAAAUUAUUAGACCUAUUUGAUAUUACAUAUUAUAUUAGACACAGCUUCUCUCCAUGAUAAAAACAAUGU